UGAAAACACAUGUGAAACAAUAACAAAAACCAGCAAAACAAAAAACAACGAGAACAAGAAACACGAAAGCAGAAACGAAAACAAAGAGGAAAAGGAAAUCGUGAAAAAUUUCGGGAAAAAUUCCGUUCUCCUCGUAUUCGCCGUUUUUCUCGUCAUUUCACUUUGUUUUUGUUUAUUUUCCUGACGACACGCUUUUCAAAUCGACCCGACUCAAUGAUGGCGGAGUUCCAUCGACUGGCUGACCAAAAAUAUACCGAGGCUGAAUAUCUCUUCCAGCAGACAAUCGAAAUGGCCAAAUCGGAUGAAGAGUAUGAUGUGGAAUUAUGUUCUACGCCACCGCCGCAAACAGGUGAAAUGUAUGACCUGGAGUUGGUGCCGCAAGAGCCCAGUAUUUUCUCGUGGAAGGUUGUGAAACGUCGACAGCGGCCGCAUCGCCGUUAUACGGUGUCGCAUGGCGCACCACCAGCGCCGCCAUCCACGCCCACAUCUCUGACGGCCAAUAAUACGCCUGCGCCCUCACCCACCGCCUCCAGCAAUCUCAACGUCAAUGGUAGUAGUGCUGACGAUGAGCCGCUGAACAGCCUCCUCUACAUUCUCGAUUAUGCACCCAAGUACAAAAAGAAACUCAAGGAACAACAACGCACCGAUGCAGAAUUAGCAGAACUCUUCAAUGUUAUUAAGAUAACUAGUAGUGGUUUGGGCACAAGUGGGGCCGGUGGUGUGAGUGGGAAUACGAGUAAUGGUGGUGGUACGCUAGCGGAGGAAAAUUCAGCUAAGCUACCGCCAGAACGUGGCAUUAGCGUUAACUCCCGUGUGAUACGAAAGCAUGACGCCAAUGCGAAAAUCUUCAAAAUCCAUCGGAAUCCCAAAGAGUUCUUUCGGGACCCGGUGGCAGUGGGUGGUGGUGGCGAAGAAGAGGACUCAGUGUCCGCGCCCGAAUACGAUGAUGCCGAAGAAGAGGAGACACGUUUUCGGCGACUGAGACGCUACAAAGUUGCUACAAUACGUCGUCGAUUACGGAUAUCCAAGCGGCAAAGACGUUUUGCACGCUUUGAGCAGCAGGAGCGUAUGGACGCUAUGAUGGAUAAUUUCGAUGCCGCCAUGACAAUGCAUGAUGCCUAAUAAGUUAGAUACGCUAACGUGUCUAACCACUGCCAACUUGAUGCAAGUUGGCUUGCAACAGUGAAAUUGAAGGCAACACAACCGAGUUAAGGAACAUAAAUGACUAAAAUUAGUAAUAUGGACGAGUAUGAUGACGACGAGUGCAGACGUCUACCUUCCAAAUGGGUCUCAAUGUGAUCAAUAUGAAUUUCUUCUGCUAAAUUAUUAAUUAAUGUACUGCAAAAAUAAUUUGUUCACUGAACUUUUUGCGUAAAUUUAACUUUAAACGUAACGAUAGAUAUUCUUUCUCUCCUUUUUAUAUUUUGUUUGAACAAAAAAGAAAAAAAGAAAACACUAAAGAAAGAAACAAAACUUAAACAUAAAAUUAUAAAAAAAAAAUGAAAUAUAAUUGUAUUGUAAACUAUUGUAGAAGAGCGGUCCAGUGCUUCUUUCUAUGCCCCGUCGCCAGCUGACCUCCAAACGCAGGAUUUUAUGCCAUGACGCGCGGACGUACUGACGAACUGGGCAUGAUAAGUGGCCAAAUGCGCCGCAUUACUCUGUGUGUGAAUUGUUUGUUUACAUCUCUCUGAUUAUUUUGCGUUGUAAAUGUGUGAGUAGCGAACACAAGGAAUGCUCUGUGUUCGGCAAAACAAAUAAAUAAAUACUAAAAAACAAAAAGAAAUAAAACAAAAUAA
Molecule: messenger RNA, 1796 nt
Organism: Bactrocera dorsalis (oriental fruit fly)
Lineage: Eukaryota; Metazoa; Arthropoda; Insecta; Diptera; Tephritidae
Exons: 2
Coding region: 214-1122 (302 amino acids)
Source: RefSeq, a predicted model, not a curated record